CUGGCGGGAGCGAGCGGGGGAGGGGUCCUGCAGCCAGCGCCAGAGGGCAGGAGGAGUCCGCUGAACCUACAGUGCAGGUGCCUCGGACUGCAGCAGCUGGGAGGUGGCAGCCCAAGCGGGUGGGCACAGACUGCAGGCAGCAGCAGGGCUCAGGCCGGUUGGUGGCUGAAGGAAGAACCUGCAGGCGGCAUGGCGGUGCUGCAGGCCGGGCGGGGUCCCCGGUGCUGGCUAUUGGCGCUGUCCAUGCUCGGUUUUUGCCUGAUGCUGCAAGUCAGUGCUAAGAGGCCUCCCAAGACGCCCCCCUGCCCACCCAGCUGCUCCUGCACUAGGGACACCGCUUUCUGCGUGGACUCAAAGGCAGUACCCAGGAACCUGCCCUCAGAGGUCAUCUCCCUGACCCUGGUGAAUGCGGCCUUCUCAGAGAUCCAGGAUGGAGCCUUCUCCCACCUGCCAUUGCUGCAGUUCUUGUUACUCAACUCCAACAAGUUCACGCUGAUUGGAGACAACGCCUUCACAGGGCUGUCGCACCUGCAGUACCUCUUCAUUGAAAACAAUGACAUCUGGGCACUGUCCAAGUUUACCUUCAGAGGACUCAAGUCCUUGACACACCUCUCACUGGCCAACAAUAACCUGCAGACGCUACCCAGAGAUAUCUUUCGGCCUCUGGACAUCCUGAGUGACUUGGAUCUACGGGGUAACUCACUCAACUGUGACUGCAAGGUGAAGUGGCUGGUGGAGUGGCUGUCUCAUACCAACACCACCGUGGCUCCCAUCUACUGUGCCAGCCCGCCCCGCUUUCAGGAGCACAAGGUGCAGGACCUGCCACUGCGAGAGUUUGACUGCAUCACCACGGAUUUCGUGCUCUACCAGACUCUGUCCUUCCCAGCUGUGUCAGCUGAGCCCUUCCUAUACUCCAGUGACUUGUAUUUGGCUCUGGCCCAGCCAGGUGCCAGCGCCUGCACCAUCCUGAAGUGGGACUAUGUGGAACGGCAGCUUCGAGACUAUGAUAGAAUCCCAGCCCCCUCUGCCGUGCACUGCAAGCCGAUGGUGGUGGACAGCCAGCUGUAUGUGGUAGUGGCCCAGCUGUUUGGUGGCUCUUACAUUUACCACUGGGAUCCCAACACCACGCGCUUCACCAAGCUACAGGACAUAGACCCGCAGCGCGUGCGCAAGCCCAAUGACCUGGAGGCCUUCCGCAUCGAUGGCGACUGGUACUUUGCUGUGGCCGACAGCUCCAAGGCAGGCGCCACCAGCCUCUACCGCUGGCACCAGAAUGGCUUCUACUCCCACCAGGCCCUGCAUGCCUGGCACCGUGACACUGACCUUGAGUUUGUGGAUGGCGAGGGCAAGCCACGGCUGAUUGUGUCUAGUAGUUCUCAGGCUCCUGUCAUCUAUCAGUGGAGUCGUACCCAGAAGCAGUUUGUGCCCCAGGGAGAGGUGACUCAAGUGCCUGAUGCCCAGGCUGUGAAACACUUUCGUGCUGGCCGAGACAGCUACCUGUGCCUCAGCCGUUACAUAGGUGACUCCAAGAUCCUGCGCUGGGAAGGCACCCGUUUCUCCGAAGUGCAGGCCCUGCCCUCCCGGGGCUCACUGGCCCUGCAGCCCUUCCUGGUGGGUGGCCGCCGCUACCUGGCGCUGGGCAGCGACUUCUCCUUCACUCAGAUCUACCAGUGGGACGAGGGUCGACAGAAGUUUGUACGGUUCCAGGAGCUGGCAGUGCAGGCCCCUCGGGCCUUUUGCUACAUGCUUGCUGGGGACGCCCAGCUGCUUCUGGCCCCCAGCUUCAAGGGACAAACACUUGUAUACAGACACAUAGUGGUGGAUCUCAGUGCCUAAGAUGGGUGCCGAGGCCUCAGGGUUCCUCAGAGUGGCACUAGAGGUUGGAAGGCCUCUAUGUACAGCACGUGUGCCCCUGUGAAGUCAUAUGUGGUCAACCUGUAUAU
Molecule: messenger RNA, 1943 nt
Organism: Castor canadensis (American beaver)
Lineage: Eukaryota; Metazoa; Chordata; Mammalia; Rodentia; Castoridae
Gene: Lgi3
Product: leucine rich repeat LGI family member 3
Biological process (GO): regulation of exocytosis
Cellular component (GO): synaptic vesicle
Molecular function (GO): protein binding
Source: RefSeq, a predicted model, not a curated record